Molecule: messenger RNA, 3264 nt
Organism: Gopherus flavomarginatus (Mexican gopher tortoise)
Lineage: Eukaryota; Metazoa; Chordata; Testudines; Testudinidae
Gene: MID1
Product: midline 1
Exons: 11
Coding region: 290-2410 (706 amino acids)
Molecular function (GO): zinc ion binding; protein binding
Source: RefSeq, a predicted model, not a curated record
GCCUCCCUACUCCUGACUUUUAAUAAGCUAGAGGAAAGGUUGCAAAACUUGACAUUGUCUUAGGAAGAGUCCCCACAGCAAAAAAUAAAGGAAAAUGAGAGAGAGAGAAACUUAGCAGCUUGUUUAUACGGAAACUGCUGAUGGAUUUUUGUUUUUACUUUGAAAUUACACUGUAAAUUUGAAUUCAGAUUGUUUCCUGCUGGGUGGAUAAUGGAAUUCUAAACAUGAGGCAGAUAGCCGAUCAGCUUCCCUGGAUUUCGCUGACGACACAGGAAAGCUUUGCCUGAAGAUGGAAACACUGGAGUCGGAAUUGACCUGCCCUAUCUGUCUGGAGCUGUUUGAGGACCCACUGCUGCUGCCCUGCGCUCACAGCCUCUGUUUCAACUGUGCGCAUCGCAUAUUGGUCUCCCACUGUGCCACCAACGAAUCAGUGGAAUCCAUCACUGCCUUCCAGUGCCCUACUUGUCGUUAUGUCAUCACUCUCAAUCAGCGUGGUCUAGACGGACUGAAGCGCAACGUCACCCUGCAGAAUAUUAUCGACAGAUUUCAGAAAGCUUCAGUGAGUGGGCCCAAUUCUCCUAGUGAAACCCGCCGAGAGCGGGCAUUUGAUAGUAACAGUAUGUCAUCCAGUGAAAAAGUUCUCUGCCAGUUCUGUGACCAGGACCCUGCCCAGGAAGCAGUGAAGACAUGUGUCACUUGCGAGGUAUCCUACUGCGAGGAGUGCCUGAAAGCAACUCACCCGAACAAGAAGCCAUUCACGGGCCACCGUUUGAUAGAGCCUAUUCCGGACUCUCACAUCCGAGGAUUAAUGUGUCUGGAGCAUGAGGACGAGAAAGUUAACAUGUACUGUGUGACUGAUGACCAGUUAAUCUGUGCCUUGUGUAAACUGGUUGGACGGCAUCGUGAUCAUCAGGUGGCGGCUUUGAGCGAGCGCUAUGACAAAUUAAAGGGGGGAAUGGUGGAGCAGCACUCCAGAAGUUCAGAUGCUUUCCCAAGCCUCUCGUCUAAAAACUGGACUAAAAGUCUCAUGCAAACAGGAUGUCAUGAGAUUUCUGUUUCUAGCUGGCAAAAUUUGGAGAAUAACCUCACGAACCUUAUUAAGAGGAAUACUGAACUGGAAACUCUUUUGGCUAAACUUAUUCAAACCUGCCAACAUGUGGAAGUGAAUGCAUCGCGACAAGAAACCAAGCUGACAGAGGAAUGUGACCUGCUCAUUGAAAUAAUCCAACAGAGACGACAAAUUAUUGGAACCAAAAUAAAGGAAGGGAAGGUGGUGAGACUGAGAAAACUGGCUCAGCAGAUUGCAAACUGCAAACAGUGCAUUGAACGCUCUACAUCUCUCAUCUCUCAGGCUGAACAGUCUCUGAAGGAGAAUGAUCAUGCACGCUUCCUGCAGACAGCUAAAAAUAUCACUGAGAGGGUCUCCAUGGCUACUGCAUCCUCCCAGGUGUUAAUCCCUGAAAUUAAUCUCAAUGAUACUUUCGAUACUUUUGCGCUUGAUUUUACCAGGGAGAAAAAAUUGCUGGAAUGCCUCGAUUAUCUUACAGCUCCUAACCCUCCAACCAUUAGAGAAGAGCUCUGUACAGCUUCUUAUGACACAAUCACUGUCCACUGGACCUCAGAUGAUGAAUUCAGUGUGGUCUCAUAUGAGCUGCAAUAUACCAUCUUUACUGGACAAGCUAAUGUAGUUAGUUUAUGCAACUCAGCCGACAGUUGGAUGAUUGUUCCAAAUAUCAAACAAAACCACUACACAGUGCAUGGGUUACAGAGUGGCACUAAGUACAUCUUCAUUGUCAAGGCCAUUAAUCAGGCGGGCAGCCGAAACAGUGAGCCUGGCAAGCUGAAGACAAACAGCCAGCCGUUUAAACUGGACCCCAAGUCUGCCCACAGAAAGUUGAAGGUGUCCCAUGAUAACCUGACAGUGGAGCGUGAUGAAACCUCUUCCAAAAAGAGCCACACACCCGAGCGAUUCACCAGCCAAGGGAGCUAUGGAAUAGCUGGAAAUGUGUUUAUUGACAGUGGACGGCAUUACUGGGAAGUGGUUAUAAGUGGGAGUACAUGGUAUGCAAUUGGUAUUUCUUACAAGACAGCACCAAAACAUGAGUGGAUCGGAAAGAAUUCUGCCUCUUGGGUGCUUUGCCGUUGUAAUAAUGCCUGGGUGGUGAGACAUAACAGCAAAGAAAUUCCUAUAGAGCCUGCUCCUCACCUCCGUCGUGUUGGGAUUUUGCUGGACUACGACAAUGGUUCCCUUGCCUUUUAUGAUGCUUUGAACUCUCUACACCUUUACACUUUUGACAUAACCUUUGCACAGCCCGUGUGCCCCACAUUCACUGUGUGGAAUAAAUGUUUGACAAUUAUAACAGGCCUGCCUAUCCCAGAUCACUUAGACUGCACUGAGCAGCUUCCAUGACUGCUAAAAGCAAAGGGAUAUAAUGUCAGCUUUCCAGUGGACUGCAAAAAUACUGCCCACAGGAGCUAUUUGAAUAUGUGGCGUACAAAACAUCCCUGAUGAUUUCAGCCAGAACUGAAAGUGGGUAUCUCUCUUUGCUGUGUAUUUUGUAUUAAAGAGCAAGAAACGGCUUUAAUAAUUUCUCAGAACUAUUUUGUAUUUAGUCUCUUACAGGAAGAUUUAUAAAUUAUUUAUAUAAAGAACUCCCCAAUUUGGCUAUUUGGAUUACAAUUCAUUGUUUUUGCACAUAAAGGGCCCCAUUCACUAAAGUUUUGCAAGACUUUUUUACAGUUUUAUUUUACAAGGGAAACAAGCAGGAAUUUUGUUUCCUGGAAACUGUGCAGCGGACACAUUGAUAUACUGUUGAUCUUACAUUAAACUCCAAUCUUAUUGUGUGCAACAUCUCUGUGCUUCAGUUUUGCUCACCGGAACGUGCAUACCAAAAAAAUGAAAUAAAAUAAACAAGGAAGGAAAUGGAGUUAUGCAGUACAACAAAAGAAGAAGGGUUUAUUUACUUCUGUUCAGUAAUAGGUCUGCAUGUUAAACUUAUUCACAUAUGGACACAAGAAACAUGGAAUACCUCCUAGAAAUAUCAGUGACUAAAUCAUCCGGUGAUUCUAACCCUAUCAAUGCUUCACUUUUGUCUCUGGGAAGUGCAGUAAGAUCACCAAGGAUUUGUAAGACUGAUAUCAUCUCAGAAAAUCAGCAACAUUGGAGCAGCGCAACCAAUCCAAGGUCCUAAUAUAUCCUGAUUUAAUGAGAAGAUUUGUCAUUUAAGGUUCCAUUAUAAUUGGAGAUGGCUUAGUUCUGACAGU